Messenger RNA from Racocetra persica, 495 nucleotides. The record is from the annotation of a GenBank genome assembly. Lineage: Eukaryota; Fungi; Glomeromycota; Glomeromycetes; Diversisporales; Gigasporaceae.
CAAGCUCAUAAAAUUCUUUCUCAAGCUCAUACGAAUAACACAUCUACUGCAGACUUAACUAUUUAUCUGCAUUACAAUAAUCCGAUGGAUAGACACUGCUAUAAUCUUCCAACAGUAGAUGAGAUAGCUAUUAUUUUGCUUAGCGAUGGAUCUGUAUCAGAAACAAUGUGUGAUAUAGUUAUUCGUCUAUGUAGUAACAAGCUUGAACGUAUUCAUGAAGCUCACCUAGCUUCUACAGAACAAAAUAGAUUAAGAUUUUUACAUAAAAACCAAGGUAUACUAUAUGCUGAUCUUUAUCAGAGUUUAGCUGAUAUUGCAAGAAAUAUUGCAAACGGUGAACUAUCACUUAAUAAUCUUAGACGUCGGGUAAUUCUUCUCUCUAUAUACAUUGGUAGCUCAUACCACAUGUUUGAAAUUUAUCAGGACUCAAUAGCUAUUACUCGAUUUUAUCAUCAUCCUAAUAUUUUUGGAAUUAUGACUGCAAAUCCUAAAUAG